UCCCGCCCCGCGGGCAGGUCCUCGCGCGCCGAGGGGAAACUUUUCCCGCAGCGGCGCCGCUGGGAGAAGCGCGCGCGCGCGCGAUCCUGCCUUUGCUGCCCUCGCGCCCGGCCGGGCGCCAUGGCCGGGGUCGGCGGGCGGGGCCGCGGCCGCCGCUUUGUCCCAGGCGCCAGGUGGCGGCCGGCGGGCGGUCGCUGAGGAGCGGGCGGGCAUGGCCUCCCCGCCCGGCGGCGAGCAGCGGGCUCUGCGGGAGCGGGUGGCGGCGCUGGAGGCGGACCUGGGCGCCUGCCGCGGGCAGCUAGAGCGGGUGCAGCGCCGGCUGCGCCGCACCGAGCGCCUCUACCGCGAGGCGCGGGAGGACAACGAGGCGCUGAGGAGACAGGUUGAAGAGCUCACUAAGGAAAUCCAUAAUAGGAAGGAGAAAGAUACGUCUAGCAUAGAAGUACAGACAGAGGACUAUGCUGCGUGGUCACAAGCAGAUUAUUACUACUACGAAAAUUAUUACAAUCACACUGAUGCUCAAGAUUGUGCAUCUGAACUGCCAGUGCAGCACAAUCAUGGGACUGAAGGCACUGAGCAUAACUCCAGAGAGGAAUCAGAGACAGGUGCUAGUAUUCCCUUAAGGAUGGAUACCACCAAAGUUGCUGAUGGUGGAGAAGAGGAAAACUUCGUCCAGAGUUCACAGGAAGCAGAAGAUACUUCAGUACCAGAGGGUUCUUUGGCAGAGAGCUUGAGAGCUGCUGCAGAAGCUGCUGUUUCACAAACUGGCUUUAUUUAUGAUGAAAAUACAGGACUAUAUUAUGACCAUAGUACAGGAUUCUACUAUAAUUCGGAAAAUCAACUGUAUUAUGAUCCAGCAACAGGAAUUUAUUAUUAUUGUGAUGUGGAAAGUGGCCGAUACCAGUUUCAUUCACGAGUGGAUCUGCAGUCUUAUCAGGCCUCUAGUACUCAGUGCACCAAGGAGAAAAAAGGAAAAAAGAAGAGAAAAGAGCCAGAACGGAUUACUGCAAAUGAGUAUAAGGAUUUGGACACGGAAGAGCAGAAAUCGUCUAACAGUCUGAAUUGCUUUUCCACUACUGAGCAAGUGAGUUCUAAUGAAGAAGAAGAGUUUCCAAAUGUAAGGAAGAAGACUAAAAUGGACACAAAACCACGAAAGAGUUUAACAGCCAAAGAAUCCAUUUCUACAGACAGUAUAAAUUCAUAUUCACGCAAAAGUACACCAGAUACUGCAGCAUAUACAGAUGACAGUAGAACAGCAGACACAGAGAGUGAGCCAGAAGAAGGUGAAAUUACAGAUUCUGAGUGUGAAGCCUACAGCAGUGAGGAUGAAGUAACAAGUGAAGAAACUGCUGAUUCAGAAGAUUCAGAAGAUGAAGAUGAAGAAAAGAUCUGGCCUCCCUGUAUCAGAGUAAUUGUAAUAAGAUCGCCAGUUCUACAGACUGGAUCACUUUAUAUUAUCACAGCUGUGAAACCUGCUACAAUUGGAAGAGAAAAAGAUGUUGGACACACACUUCAGAUUCCUGAAGUUGGAGUCAGUAAGUUCCAUGCAGAAGUAUAUUUUGACCACGAUUUGCAAAACUAUGUUCUUGUGGAUCAAGGCAGUCAGAAUGGAACAGUUGUUAAUGGAAAUCAGAUUCUCCAGCCUAAAAUAAAAUGUGAUCCCUACAUCUUGGAGCAUGGAGAUGAAGUGAAGAUUGGUGAAACGGUGCUUUCUUUUCAUAUACAUCCUGGCAGUGACACUUGUGAUGGAUGUGAACCAGGACAAGUCAGAGCGCAUCUUCGCCUGGACAGGAAAAAGGAAUCUUCUGGUUUGUCGUGUUAUCAUGGGAUACGUUGUUUAUUACAGCCCUUUGUAAACAUAAUUACUUCAGUUUUCUUACAAUUUUGUUGUCAGCUAGGAAUAGUUCUACAAUACAUGAUGAUGUAUUUUCUUCUUGUUAUGUGUGUCUAUGUAAUAAUGUUACAACAAAAUUUCUCAGAGUUGUCUUAUGUUUCAAAACAUUGUUACAUUAUUAAUCAGAAAGUCAAUCCUGUGUUCUUCCUUUUAGUUUGCCCAGCACUUAGCAAAGAAGAGAGAGAGUUAGUAAGAAGAAAAGCAUUAAAACAAAUACGGGUAAAAUAUGGUUUACAGAACACAGAAUAUGAAGACAACAAAGCAGUGAAGAAUCCAAAGUACAAAGAUAGAGCAGGAAAACGCAGAGAGACCAUUGGAAGUGAAGGAACCUUCCAGAGAGAUGAUAGUCCAGCUUCUGUUCAUAUUGAAAUCAGCAACAGCAACAAAGGACAUAAAAUGUUGGAGAAGAUGGGAUGGAAGAAAGGGGAAGGCCUGGGAAAGGAUGGUGGUGGUAUGAAGGAUCCGAUCCACCUUCAGUUACAUAAGACACACGCAGGUUUGGGUACCAGUAGACCAGCUUCAAUUGAAGAUGUUCAGAUCAUCCAAAGCAAGAAUAAAAAGAACUGGGAUAAAGCAAGAGAGAGGUUUGCUGAAAACUUCCAAGAACCUAAAUCAGAAAGGGAUACACCUAAGAUUACACCUUGGGUUAGAGGGACUGUAGAGUAA
Molecule: messenger RNA, 2560 nt
Organism: Grus americana (Whooping crane)
Lineage: Eukaryota; Metazoa; Chordata; Aves; Gruiformes; Gruidae
Gene: AGGF1
Product: angiogenic factor with G-patch and FHA domains 1
Exons: 13
Coding region: 212-2560 (782 amino acids)
Molecular function (GO): protein binding; nucleic acid binding
Source: RefSeq, a predicted model, not a curated record